Molecule: messenger RNA, 1664 nt
Organism: Ostrinia furnacalis (Asian corn borer)
Lineage: Eukaryota; Metazoa; Arthropoda; Insecta; Lepidoptera; Crambidae
Exons: 6
Coding region: 169-1371 (400 amino acids)
Source: RefSeq, a predicted model, not a curated record
UAUCGGUUAGUUAGUCGUUCAGCAACCGAGUGGCGCCCGCGCACGUCGCUGUUCUCGAGGGCGCGUCGGCUCGCCGCGAAAACUAUCGCAAAAAUAUAUUUUGAAAAUAACGGUGACUUUAAAAAAUAUUUCAACCCGAAUGCAAAUUACUUGUAACGGAACUAGGGCAUGAUGAUUUGCCGCGCGAAUUUAUUCGUAAUUGGAGUUAUUUUCCGAAUAACAACCGUAUCCCCGAUCUCUGAAAUGGAUUCAGACGAUGAGGUGCUGCACCUGAUCGGCGAGCCAGACUUCCGGGACGUGCGCCUGCGCUGGGAGUACGGCAAGAACGACGAGUCCAGCCCCAAGCUGCUGGCCUUCCAAGUCCACUACUGCGAGCUGCAAGCGUGGGGCCAGUACCGGUGUAGGACAAAGGCAGUAGACAACUUAGAAGAGGACAAGUCUUCGCGACCUGUCUCAGAGGCGUCGACAGGCCAGCCGCCAGCGCCGCGGCGCGCGCGCACCUACAGCGCUCGCAUCACGGGCCUGCGCAUGGCUACCACCUACUCCUUUGAGGUGCGCCCGGUGCGCCGCGACGCUAGAGACCUAGCUGAUCCGCAGUCCAUCGGCUCCAAAAUUAUUAUAGUGCCCACUAAAGGAUUUUCAGCUCGAGCCACGCAGUGUCUGCCUCACGCCAGCGAAGUCGAAGUCUCGACAGGACCCAACUUCGGUGGGCGCAUCGCAGUAGAGGCCGCGGAUGGCGGGCCCGAGCGCUGCUCGCUGCAGGGCAACCCCAAUAGUGCGCAGGAUGCCUAUAUCCUCCGCAUACACCACGACGAGUGUGGCUCCGAAGUCAACGACACGACUGUUGCUACUUACGUCAUCGUCCAAGAGAAUCUGCCGAUACUCACGCACAGCACCAGAAGAUUCCUAGUCCUGUGCACUUAUAAGCCAGAGACUUUGACUGUCAGAGCCGGAAUAAACUUACCUAAAGCUAACCCUGGAGAUGUCCUCCAUCAGGUGAAGCCUCAUUUGGGAUCUGUCGAGCCAUACGACACGCAGGAUUUAGAUUAUAACGAACUACAGCCUGCAAGGCUUGAAGCACGGAAAGAGGAUACCCAGCCAAGUGUCUUUGGAGAAAUAACACUAGUGAUGUUUUUGGUGGUAGCUGCAUUUGGCGGCGUUGCUCUACUGAUUUGGAAGAUGGUGCCGCAAGCCGAUCGGGACAACAUAUCUAUUGCAACAGCAUCGUCCCUUUCCCGAAGCAGUAUUUUCGGAAGGCGGAACCGAGAUAGGUUCUCAGACCAAAGCUCAGUAUAUUCAAUAACUCUAUCCGAGAAGUCGGAAGAUCCAGUGAAGAAAACAAAUGAGUGUGACAAUACCUCAGAAGCGUGAAUGACUCGUUCUUUAACGAGGUAUCACGUUAUAUCGCAUUAAUUUUACGGUAUGAUACCGUGCACAAAAUUCACAAUCGGUCACGUGGAUUAAUCGCGUGUUAAUUUGAUGGCAAGUGAAUACACAUUGGAGUGCGGUCUAUUGAAAGUUUAAAAAAAUAGGUUACUUAGCGAUGCAUGUGGCCAGUACAUUUUUGCACAAUGACACUUAUUUACGUAAUAAUGCUAUAAUUGCCAUACGAUGGACUUGUAACACCAUACUAAUAGAAAUGUUCAAAUAAACAUUUAAUCAUA